Molecule: messenger RNA, 1269 nt
Organism: Melitaea cinxia (Glanville fritillary)
Lineage: Eukaryota; Metazoa; Arthropoda; Insecta; Lepidoptera; Nymphalidae
Gene: mid
Product: T-box protein H15
Exons: 6
Coding region: 4-1269 (421 amino acids)
Biological process (GO): positive regulation of DNA-templated transcription; regulation of transcription by RNA polymerase II; heart development
Cellular component (GO): nucleus
Molecular function (GO): RNA polymerase II cis-regulatory region sequence-specific DNA binding; DNA-binding transcription factor activity, RNA polymerase II-specific
Source: RefSeq, a predicted model, not a curated record
AGGAUGGUGGCGGAGGAGGGCAAGACCCGAGCGACGGACUUCUCCAUCGCGGCCAUCAUGGCUCGCAACGCGGAGCAGCCGCGCAGUCCGCUCGCGAGGUCGCCGCCAUUUCUCGGUCCAUCAUCAAGGCAGAGUUCACCAGCGUCGCUCAGCUCGCCGGCGUCCAGCUGUCGAUCCCCUGCUCCUGAUGAAGAUGUCGAAGUCGACGUUGAGCAGUGUUCCGAUGGUGAAAGAGAUGCCUCGGACGCUGCUGCACCUUCCCCAGCACCCUCUUCAGAAUUGGGUGAAAGGGAUACGCCAUCUCCAGCGCGACCUCUGCCACCUCCCGUGACCUCUUGCAACUGUGAGGAGCUGUUGUCAGUGGAUUGUCAACUUGAAACUAAGGAACUAUGGGACAAGUUCCACGACUUAGGUACCGAAAUGAUCAUCACGAAGACGGGAAGACGUAUGUUCCCGACGGUUCGGGUGUCGUUCGCGGGCUGCCGCGCCGAGGCGCGCUACGCCGUGCUGCUGGACGUGGUCCCCGUGGACGGCAAGCGUUACCGUUACGCCUACCACCGCUCCUCGUGGCUGGUGGCCGGCAAAGCGGACCCGCCCGCGCCCGCGCGCCUCUACCCGCACCCCGACUCGCCCUUCUCCGGCGACCAGCUACGCAAGCAAGUCGUCUCCUUUGAGAAGGUCAAACUCACCAACAACGAGAUGGAUAAAAAUGGACAGAUAGUUCUAAACUCCAUGCACCGGUAUCAACCAAGGAUACACCUCGUGAAGGUGCGGGAAGGAGGUGGCCCUAUCACGGAUUUGUCGCGGGAACAGCACAGAACCUUCAUCUUCCCGGAGACGGUGUUCACCGCAGUCACGGCCUACCAGAACCAGCUGAUCACCAAAUUGAAAAUAGAUUCUAAUCCCUUCGCUAAAGGCUUCCGUGAUUCGUCUAGGCUCACUGACUUUGACAGAGAUCCGAUGGAGCUAAUGCUUAUGGAGCAACAGUUACUACGGUCUCCUUUGCGGCUUUAUUCCGGAGCGACUGACGUCAGCGAGGAGGCAGAGAAGCGAGCGGCUUGGGCGAGGACCCCACCUGCACUGCAGUUGCUUGCACUUGGAGGACGCGCAUGGCCCUCCGCUUGGCCUCAACCUCUAGCUCUACCUCCGGACCUUUGGCUGCAGAAACCUCCUACGCCCCUACGUUACUGUCCCUACCCGCCCCCCGCGCAUCCCUCAGCGCCUCCUUCGCGACCAGAACACUCUCCGUCGCCGAGGCACCAUAUGUAG